CCAGUCCUCGCCUCGCUAUAGGGCGGAGCUGCUGCAACCCUGACAGACGUUGACUUUCGGGACCUGUGGAUUCUGCGUUUCUGUGGCUUAUGGCGGCGGUCAUGGAGGGAGGUGCUGCUGGCGAGGCUGAUGCGGCCGAAGUGCUACCCCAGCACAAAUUCGACUGCAAGUCCCUGGAGGGUUACCUAAACCAGCACUUGCCUGGCUUUGGGGCCGAACCCGGGGCCGCGCUGACGGUUGCCCAGUACAGAUCAGGACAGUCCAAUCCAACCUUUUAUCUGAAAAAGGGCUUUCAAGCAUAUGUACUCAGGAAAAAACCACCAGGUUCACUUCUUCCUAAAGCACAUAAGAUUGACAGAGAAUUUAAAGUCCAGAAAGCCUUGUUUUCUGUUGGAUUCCCUGUUCCCAAGCCUAUACUGUACUGCAGUGAUGUAUCUGUCAUUGGAACAGAAUUUUAUGUGAUGGAACAUGUGCAGGGUCGAAUCUUUCGUGAUCUCUCAAUACCUGGAGUUAGUCCAGCAGAACGUUCGGCCAUAUAUGUGGCCAUGGUAGAAACCUUGGCUCAGUUACAUUCCUUGAAUACACGGUCAUUGCAGCUGGAAGAAUUUGGUAUAGGUGCUGGCUACUGCAAAAGACAGGUAUCAACCUGGACAAAGCAAUAUCAAGCUGCAGCUCAUCAGCACAUCCCUGCCAUGGAACAGCUAUCUGAGUGGCUAAUGAAAAACUUGCCAGCUAAUGACAAUGAAGAGAAUUUGAUUCACGGAGAUUUCAAGCUAGAUAACAUAGUUUUCCACCCUAAAGAGACUCGAGUUAUAGCCGUACUGGAUUGGGAGCUUUCAACUAUUGGUCAUCCUUUGUCAGACCUAGCUUAUCUUGCCCUGUUCUACUUUUGGCCAAGGACAAUUCCAGUGAUAAAUCAACGUUUCUGUAUUCAAGAAAACACAGGGAUACCAUCGAUGGAAGAACUGAUUUCAAUAUAUUGCCGCUGUAGGGGAAUUAAUUCUGUUCUUCCUAACUGGAAUUUCUUUCUUGCCCUUUCACAUUUCAAAAUGGCUGGAAUAGCACAGGGAGUAUAUAGCAGAUAUCUUCUGGGAAAUAAUUCAUCCGAGAAUAGCUUUCUAUUUGCCAAUAUGGUGCAACCUCUGGCAGAAACUGGAUUACAACUCUCAAAAAGAACUUUCAAUACUGCAUUACCACAGACUGAUACUACCAGACAGUUGUUUAUACAGACAAGGAAAGGCCAGGAACUUCUUGCUAAGGUGAAGCAGUUCAUGAAACAACACAUCGUUCCAGCUGAAAAGGAAAUGGCCAAAGCAGAGGGCCUCUGGAACUUGUUUUUGCCAGCUGUGAGCGGUAUCAGCCAGGUGGACUAUGCCUUGAUUGCUGAAGAAACAGGAAGAUGCUUUUUUGCUCCAGAUGUCUUUAACUGCCAAGCACCAGACACAGGGAACAUGGAGGUACUGCACCUCUAUGGAAGUGAGGAACAGAAGCAACAGUGGCUUCAGCCUCUUCUUCAAGGGAACAUUGCCUCCUGCUUCUGUAUGACAGAACCUGAUGUAGCUUCAAGUGAUGCCACAAAUAUUGAAUGCAGCAUCCAACGAGAUGGCGAUAGUUAUGUAAUUAAUGGCAAGAAAUGGUGGAGCAGUGGAGCUGGGAAUCCCAAGUGCAAAAUUGCAAUUGUUUUGGGAAGAACUAAAAAUAUUUCUGUCUCCAGACACAAACAACACAGCAUGGUUCUUGUUCCUAUCAACACACCUGGAGUAGAAAUAAUAAGGCCUCUGUCAGUUUUUGGCUAUCUGGAUAAUUUUCAUGGAGGACAUUUUGAGAUCCAUUUUAAUCAAGUACGAGUUCCUGCCACCAAUUUAAUACUAGGUGAAGGUAGGGGAUUUGAAAUUUCCCAAGGCCGCCUCGGACCUGGCAGAAUCCACCACUGUAUGAGAACAGUCGGUUUGGCAGAACAUGCUUUGCAGAUCAUGUGUGAACGGGCAUCACAAAGGGUAGCCUUUAAGAAGAAACUGUAUGCACAUGAGGUUGUGGCUCACUGGAUUGCUGAAAGCCGCAUUGCCAUUGAGGAGAUCCGCUUGUUGACGCUGAAAGCCGCCCACAGCAUAGACACUCUGGGCAGUGCUGGCGCUAAGAAGGAGAUUGCAAUGAUCAAAGUGGCUGCCCCACGGGCUGUCUGCAAAAUUAUAGACCGGGCCAUCCAGGUGUGUGGAGGAGCUGGCGUUUCCCAGGAUUAUCCUCUGGCUAACAUGUAUGCCCUCACUAGAACUUUGCGCUUAGCAGAUGGGCCUGAUGAAGUCCACCUCUCAGCCAUCGCAAAGAUGGAACUGCGGGACCAAGCCAGAGGACUGACAGCCAAGAUGUGAGGAGAGUGACACCACCACAUCCCUCAGGCCAAAACUCUCCUUUAUACAAACUUGACUCCAACAUUUGACUCUCAUAUUUUUGCAGCAGUUUGAGCACCGGGUUAAUUACUUGUGGUAAAGAUUUUAGCAUCUAUUUUGAUGAGUGGGUUUUAUAAUUUCAAGGAUUGCACAGGUUUAAGUUAAACAAGAAAUUCUAUCGCUGUUGUCAUUCAGUCUAGUGCCCAAGUGGUUCAGCAUUUACUUUUUAAAUAUAACAUGUAAAGAGAUCAUGAAGUAAACUGAAGAGCUAAAUCAUAGGCAUAAAAAUAUUCUCACUUUUUGAUUUUCAGGAAUUUUCCAUGUAAGUAAAUAAUUCUAGAAACAUUUCAUCAUUUAUUUUGGAAACAAUAGAAUGGGACUGUCUUUUUAAGGGUUGGUUUAAUACUUUGUACUAAUGUUUGUACUGGAGAGAAGCAUGACUGAUGGAAUUGUUUUAGAAUUCAUAUAAUUGUACACCUCUUCAUAAUUCAACGGGAAGCACUUAUGCAUAAAAUCUGAAUGCAGUUUAAAGUUUACUAGAAAACAUGGCAUCCUAUGAGAAAAUGUUAUUAAGAACCAUUUCAACUGUUUAUAAAAUGUUUAUGAGAACAGUGGACAGUUUGAGCUACAAGAAAGUUCUUUCAUUUUGCGAAGAGAUUAAAGACAGUCUGCUCUGAAUGCCGUUAUGUUAAUACAACACCCAAUGCAAACAUGCUUGUGGCUGUUUACAUCAGCUCUGUCCCAUAUAGUGUAGCCAUUGACCACAUGUGACUCUUGAGCACGUGGAAUGUGGCUAGUACAACUGAAGAACUAAAUUUUUAGUUUUUAAAAAUUUUAAUUUAGGCCGGGCGAGG
Molecule: messenger RNA, 3241 nt
Organism: Propithecus coquereli (Coquerel's sifaka)
Lineage: Eukaryota; Metazoa; Chordata; Mammalia; Primates; Indriidae
Gene: ACAD11
Product: acyl-CoA dehydrogenase family, member 11
Exons: 19
Coding region: 90-2369 (759 amino acids)
Cellular component (GO): mitochondrion
Molecular function (GO): flavin adenine dinucleotide binding; oxidoreductase activity, acting on the CH-CH group of donors
Source: RefSeq, a predicted model, not a curated record